This is a messenger RNA of Acipenser ruthenus (sterlet), 1030 nucleotides long. RefSeq names its product trypsin-1-like. Gene Ontology annotation, molecular function: serine-type endopeptidase activity. Lineage: Eukaryota; Metazoa; Chordata; Actinopteri; Acipenseriformes; Acipenseridae. The coding region runs from base 56 to 784 and encodes 242 amino acids. The record is from RefSeq and is a predicted model, not a curated record. Gene Ontology annotation, biological process: proteolysis. The transcript is spliced from 5 exons.
UAUAAAUGCCCCGGGCCGGCCAGCUACCCUCACACAGCACCGUGACAAGCAAACGAUGAGGUCUCUGGUCUUUCUUCUCCUGUUGGGCGCUGCAGCGGCUAUCGACGAUGACAAGAUCGUCGGCGGGUACGAGUGCCAGCCCCACUCCCAGCCCUGGCAGGUGUCUCUGAACGCCGGCUAUCACUUCUGCGGCGGGUCCCUCAUCAACGACGAGUGGGUGGUGUCUGCCGCUCACUGCUACAAGUCCCGCAUCGAGGUGCGCCUGGGCGAGCACCACAUCAAGGUUAGCGAGGGCACCGAGGAGUUCAUCAGCUCCGCUAAAGUGAUCCGGCACCCGCGCUACAACGCCUACAACAUCGACAAUGACAUCAUGCUCAUCAAGCUCUCCCGCCGCGCCCUGCUCAGCGAGAACGUGCAGCCCGUUGCCUUGCCAACCAGCUGCCCCCCCGCCGGCACCAUGUGUAGAGUGAGCGGAUGGGGCAACACCAUGAACGCCAAUGAUAACCGUGACCUCCUGCAGUGUCUGGAGAUCCCGAUCCUGUCCGAGCAGGACUGUGAGAACUCCUACCCCGGCAUGAUCACUCCCAACAUGUUCUGCGCGGGAUACCUGGAGGGGGGCAAGGACUCCUGCCAGGGUGACUCCGGAGGCCCCGUCGUGUGUAACGGCGUGCUGCAGGGCGUCGUGUCCUGGGGGUACGGCUGCGCUGAGAGGAACCACCCCGGUGUCUACACCAAGGUGUGCAACUUCAGUGACUGGAUCCAGAGCACCGUCGCCAGCAACUGAGCCCUCGAACCCCAAGCCGGACAGCCUGCCUGCCUGCCUGCCUGAGCCGGACAGACUGCCUGCCUGCCUCAGCGCUACCGCAACCGACUGACUUCAGCAGCCGUCAGACUCAUUCUGUACCCCAUCAUGCAUCACUGCAAUACCAUCGCAGCAAUACACAUUGCAGAUACAUCUGUCUGGGUUAGAGAUUGCGUUUUGCAGCUGUCAAAUUCAUGCUGCGCAACAAAUAAAAGAUUUUGAAUGAAA